ACUGGCGUUCCGGGCCCGGGGGGGACGCUGCACAGAAGGAAAAGCUGCCGCUCUGCAAGGAGCCUUGCAAGUCCCUCCCUUCUGUGGCGAGCCAGGCAGAGCCCGACAGAAAGAGAAACAGCCCCGGAGCAGCAGCCGGCGAGUGCGUUGGCUGUCUCGGGGAGCCAGGCUGCUCCAGGACAGCGGCAAGCAGCGCCCCCGGAGACAGGAGAGCCGGGAGGCCGCUCCCGGGGACCCCGCGCAGGAGGCUUGUCUGUUAAUGCACAGAAGGAAAUGGAGAGCAAGAGCUCUACAAAAUUGUAUGGAAUCCCCGAGGGGAAGGGCCCUUACUCUAUUGGCUGCACGGACCUGAUGACUGAUUACACGAUUCAGGGAAGCUUCUUUCGUCUGUAUUAUCCUUCACAAAAUGGGGCAAGUAGUGAAGAAACCAAGUGGAUCCCCAGGAAGGAAUAUUAUCGUGGACUUUCUGACUUCCUCAACAUGUACCGGAUGUUAGGAGAGACAUUUUUUCAGUACUAUGUUGGCUCAGUGACAUGUCCUGCAAAAUGGAAUGCUGCUUUCAAGCCUGGAGAGAAAUACCCCCUCAUUAUUUUUUCCCAUGGACUUGGAGCUUUCCGGACUAUAUAUUCUGCUAUCUGCAUUGAGAUGGCAUCUCAGGGUUUUAUAGUUGCUGCUGUGGAGCACAGAGAUAAAUCCUCUUCUGCGACUUAUUACCAUAAGGAGAAUCCUGGUUGUGAAGCACAAGAAGAGGCUACAGAAAAUCCGAACGAGGAAUGGAUCUACUACAGAAAACUAAAACGAAGUGAACAGGAAUUUCCUCUACGCAACCAACAGUUGCAGCAGAGAACAGAGGAGUGUAUCAGAGCUCUUGACCUCAUUCUUGAUAUUAAUAAUGGAAAUCAUGUAGUGAAUGUACUAUCUUUAAACUUUGAUUGGACUCUGUUAAAGGAGUCUAUUGAUACUGACAGAAUAGCAGUGAUGGGACACUCUUUUGGUGCUGCCACAGCCAUUAAGACUCUUAGCAAAGACACUAGAUUCAAGUGUGGCAUUGCCCUGGAUGCAUGGAUGCUUCCUCUAGAUGAUGAAGUUUAUUCCGGCUUCGAACAGCCAUUGUUGUUUAUCAACUCAGAAAAAUUCCAGUGGGUUUCAAAUGUUCUAAAAAUGAAGAAACUUUACUCCACUGGCAAAAUAAGAAAAAUGAUCACUAUCAAGGGAUCAGUACAUCAGAGUUUUCCAGAUUUUACUUUCCUGAGUGGUAAGUUUGUUGGAAAGAUUUUCAAAUGAAAGGGAGAAAUAGACCCAAACAUAGCUAUAGAUAUUAGCAACAAAGCUUCCUUAGCCUUCUUGCAGAAACAUUUAGGUCUGAAGAAAGAUUUUGAUCAGUGGGACGCUCUUGUAGAUGGCGAAGGCCAUAAUGUCAUUCCUGGAACCAACAUUGAUCUACCCUCAACUCAGCCUGAAUCACUAGAAUGAAGAAACUGAUAAUACCGUGCCUUGGUAGUACUGCCGGUCAGCUACUUCCAACAGCUCCAGCGUUUUUCUUUCUCUUGGCAGUCUCACUGCACAUUGAUAAAAGAGUUGCAGGGGUUUAAAUUCAUACCAGCCUAUAAACUUAUUCUUUAAAAUACUGUAAUAAACUUUUGCUUUCUACCAAUUACAUAUUAAAUCAGCUAUUGGAUGGA
This is a messenger RNA of Gopherus evgoodei (Goodes thornscrub tortoise), 1682 nucleotides long. It is a transcript of the gene PLA2G7, whose product is annotated as phospholipase A2 group VII. The transcript has 11 exons. Lineage: Eukaryota; Metazoa; Chordata; Testudines; Testudinidae. The record is from RefSeq and is a predicted model, not a curated record. Bases 274 to 1284 code for a protein of 336 amino acids. Gene Ontology annotation, molecular function: 1-alkyl-2-acetylglycerophosphocholine esterase activity.